Molecule: messenger RNA, 612 nt
Organism: Aureobasidium uvarum
Lineage: Eukaryota; Fungi; Ascomycota; Dothideomycetes; Dothideales; Saccotheciaceae
Source: the annotation of a GenBank genome assembly
ACAGCAAAAAUGCUCGUCCUCGCCUUCCUCUAUGCAGCCCUCUGUGGCCUCUUUGCCGUCAGCUCGGCACACAACAUCCAGCUGAAGGCCCACUCACGCGAGUGCUUCCACGAGGAGCUGCACUCGGACGACAGAAUGACCGUCACCUUCCAAGUCGGCGAUCGCGAGUUUGGUGGAAGUGGAAACCUUGACAUUGACUUCUGGGAAGUGGAAAUGCGACACAAACUGACAGAAGCCUCUAGANUCCAAAACCCCGCCAACGCAUAUCAAAUCCACGAGCGCUCCGUCAGCAGCGGCGACCACAGCUUCACUGCCCACAUGGACGGACGUUAUCUCUACUGCUUCAGCAACGAACACUGGUCGGCCAACACAAAGGAGGUCAGCUUCAACGUCCACGGCAUCGUCUAUGUUCCCGAGAGCGAGGCUCCUCAGGAUCCCCUGGAGAAGGAAGUGCGCACUCUCGGUGAGAUGCUGGCACAGGUCAAGGAUGAGCAGGGUUACAUUGUCGUCCGCGAACGCACCCACCGCAACACUGCCGAGAGCACAAACGCCAGAGUCAAGUGGUGGAGCAUCUUCCAGCUCGGUGUCUUGAUUGGCGAGGGCAUCUUCCAG